Strongylocentrotus purpuratus (purple sea urchin) is the source of this 2460-nucleotide messenger RNA. Its product is annotated as egg peptide speract receptor-like. The transcript is spliced from 10 exons. NCBI's taxonomy places the organism in Eukaryota, Metazoa, Echinodermata, Echinoidea, Camarodonta, Strongylocentrotidae. The coding region runs from base 113 to 1720 and encodes 535 amino acids. The record is from RefSeq and is a predicted model, not a curated record. Gene Ontology annotation, cellular component: membrane.
GCUAGCUAGCUGGAGCUAGGGCUAGCAAUUUAACAUAACAUUAACAAUAACAUUCAUCAAAGACUGUGAACAAGGAAGAAGUAUCGACUCUAAAGAAAGAAAAAGUAAACUGAUGUUUAAGAUGGGACUUCCAAUGAUGUUGCAGCGACACUGUUGGGCUGCUUGCAUGGUCAUUUGCAUUGCAAUCAGUUCUUUUGACGAUGUUGGUGCGGAACAAAACUAUGGUCGGGAAGCUGUUGAGGGUAAUAUCCGACUGAUUCAUGGAAGAACAGAGAACGAAGGAUCAGUGGAGAUCUAUCAUGCAACUCGAUGGGGAGGUGUUUGUGAUUGGUGGUGGCAUAUGGAAAACGCAAACGUUACGUGCAAACAACUUGGCUUCCCAGGGGCUCGCCAAUUCUAUAGGAGGGCAUAUUUUGGCGCUCAUGUAACAACGUUUUGGGUGUAUAAAAUGAACUGCCUCGGGAAUGAAACGAGACUAGAAGAUUGCUAUCAUCGACCGUAUGGACGUCCGUGGCUCUGCAAUGCACAAUGGGCUGCUGGGGUAGAAUGUUUACCUAAAGAUGAGCCGCAGGGGUCGUUGAGAAUGAUCCUUGGCGAUGUACCCAAUGAAGGCACACUGGAAACAUUCUGGGAUGGAGCGUGGGGCAGCGUCUGCCAUACAGACUUUGGCACACCAGAUGGAAAUGUUGCCUGUCGACAGAUGGGCUACUCAAGAGGAGUCAAAUCAAUCAAGACAGAUGGUCACUUUGGAUUCAGUACUGGACCAAUCAUCCUAGAUGCAGUAGACUGUGAGGGUACCGAGGCUCAUAUCACUGAAUGCAACAUGCCGGUAACUCCGUAUCAGCAUGCAUGUCCCUACACCCAUAACUGGGACGUUGGUGUUGUAUGCAAACCCAAUGUAGAAGGAGACAUUCGUCUGAUGGAUGGUAGUGGGCCACAUGAAGGUCGAGUAGAGAUAUGGCAUGAUGAUGCAUGGGGUACAAUCUGUGAUGAUGGAUGGGAUUGGGCAGAUGCUAAUGUGGUAUGUCGGCAGGCUGGUUACAGAGGAGCAGUCAAAGCUUCAGGAUUCAAAGGGGAGGACUUUGGUUUUACAUGGGCACCUAUCCACACAUCAUUUGUGAUGUGUACAGGUGUAGAAGAUAGACUUAUUGACUGUAUCCUCCGAGAUGGCUGGACUCACUCCUGUUACCAUGUUGAGGAUGCCAGCGUGGUGUGUGCAACGGAUGACGAUGAUACCAUAGAGAUAGAACCAAAGAAUACAAGAGUACGCAUAGUCGGAAUGGGACAAGGACAGGGUCGAGUAGAAGUGAGUUUGGGCAACGGCUGGGGACGAGUUUGUGAUCCAGAUUGGAGUGACCAUGAAGCCAAGACUGUUUGCUACCACGCUGGGUACAAGUGGGGAGCGUCACGAGCGGCAGGCUCCGCAGAGGUUUCAGCACCCUUUGACCCCGAAGCUCCAUUCAUUAUUGAUGGUAUAACCUGCUCCGGCGUCGAGAAUGAAACCCUUAGCCAAUGUCAGAUGAAAGUUUCUGCAGACAUGACCUGCGCAACAGGUGAUGUCGGAGUCGUUUGUGAAGGAUCUACUGCUCCACCAAGUGGUAUGUCCAUUGCAGUGAUUGGAGGAGCGGCUGGAGGUGGCGUGGCAGGGUUAGCCGUGGCUGCAUUCGCGUUCUAUUACAUCAAGUUUGUCAAACCCGCAGGAGGCGGUGGUCAAGCUUAAAUAAGAAAUACAAUGAAGUCAAUAUCUUAUUCUCAGGAACAUCAAUCUCAGGAAUCAAUUCCUAAAUAAUUAUAGGAAAGUCUCCAACGACCCAAAACGCACUAAUAUAUUUCAUAAUCAUAACCCCUCCCUAUGAUCUAAGUUAAUUAUUUUAUUAUUAACUGUUUGGAAAAUAUUGAUGAUCAAUUCAAUCGAAUGUGUGUGUUUUAUGUAACGCACAUUUUGCAUGUUUGAUUUAAUUACUCGAUCAGCACAUGGUGCCGAUUAGGCAUUAUAAAUCUUAAAUACAUUAGUCGACGAUGCAAGCUGCUCAAUUACCAAGUAUGAUUGUCGGUGAAAUGUAAGAUGGUAUUUUCUUAAAUAUCGAGUUACAAGUUCAUUGUGUUGGUGACAAUUUCUCGAGAACAGGCUGCAUUCACAAAUAAUUGUUUUAAUGGAGAACGUUUAUGAGAAGGACUGAAUUUCUUUAAAAGAGAGAAUUGCCACGAUGCAUGUGUAUCAAUAAUUUGACGACAAUCGACUAAUAAAUCGUUUGAUUUGGGAGGUCUAUUUUGAACUAAUAUGAAAUUAAAUCUUUCAUUGUUAUUCGUAUUGUAUUCAUGUGUUAAUGUUGAAGUUCCAUGAAAUUAUAUCCAAACAAUUUGAUUAAGGAAUUUCAACAAAACAUUCUCCGUUGAAAUGUUAUUUUGUAUUAUUUUGUUUUCUUGCAACGAAAAAGUAAAUAAAUGAUUACAAUAAAA